Aspergillus heteromorphus CBS 117.55 is the source of this 1648-nucleotide messenger RNA. RefSeq names its product aminopeptidase P family protein. The record is from RefSeq and is a predicted model, not a curated record. Gene Ontology annotation, cellular component: mitochondrion. Gene Ontology annotation, molecular function: manganese ion binding; metalloaminopeptidase activity. The coding region runs from base 44 to 1540 and encodes 498 amino acids. The transcript has 11 exons. Lineage: Eukaryota; Fungi; Ascomycota; Eurotiomycetes; Eurotiales; Aspergillaceae.
CAGGAUUCCUACUCCAGAUUCAAUGGUGCUUGCUUGAUUAAGCAUGUCGACGUGCAAAGCUGCCAUCCGCCAAUGGCCUCGUUACCUCCCUCGCCAAGCGCCUCGCAUCCCUUUCCCUCGUUCUAGCCGCCCGUUGCUCCAACGUCCUGUUCUGUGCCGGUCAUACGCUUCCAUCUCCGCCGCGGAGCUCAAAUUCGGCCAACCGCUACACGAGACCCAUCCUCACAUCCUGAAUCCUGGCGAACUGACUCCUGGGAUCACGGCCCUCGAGUAUGCCCAGCGCCGCUCACGACUCGCGAACAAACUGCCCAAAUAUGCCGUCGCCGUUCUAGCUGCCGCGGAGGUAACCUAUCGUGCAUCGGGCAUCUUCCACGAAUACCGCCAGGACUCGAAUUUCUUUUACCUUACAGGUUUCAACGAACCCAAUGCGUUGGCCAUCGUCGCAAACGACGGGUCGGGGAACAAUCAUCUCUUCCAUCUUUACGUUCGGGAGAAGGAUGCCAAGGCCGAACUCUGGGAUGGAGCUCGGUCAGGUACCCGUGCAGCCAUUGAUGUUUUCAAUGCAGACGAAUCGGGUGAUAUUGAAAGCAUCAGCGACCUCCUCCCCAAGAUCCUUUCGGAGGCUAAGGAGAUCUAUACGGACAUUCCGGCCUUCAACCCGGGUAGAUCGUCCCUGCAUCGAUACAUAUACGGCCCUACGGGUGCUUCCGACAAGCUCAAGAAGGUGGUUGACUACCGCAAGGUGAAGUCGCUGCGCCCCAUUCUCAACGAGAUGAGAGCCUUCAAGAGUGAGGAUGAAGUCGUGCAGUUGCGUCGGGUUGGACAGGCUUCCGGGAGAGCGUUCACCGAGUCCAUGAGGCAGACGUUCACCCGAGAGAAGGACCUGACCUCUUUCUUGGAGUAUAACUUUAAGCGCAAUGGCUGUGACGGUAGUGCGUUUGUUCCAGUCGUCGCGGGUGGUUCCAAUGCAUUGAGUAUCCACUACACAAGGAACGAUGAUGUCUUGAGGGACGGAGAUAUGGUUCUAGUUGAUGGAGGUGGAGAGGCGGGCACUUACAUCUCCGACAUUACCAGAACGUGGCCAGUGAACGGCAAAUUCUCCGACCCCCAGCGUGACCUUUACAACGCAGUGCUGAACGUGCAUCGCAACUGCGUCUCCCUCUGCCGGGAAGACGCCGGGCUGAGUCUGGACCGCCUGCAUACCAUUGCCGAGAACGGUCUGCGAGACCAAUUGAGCCAACUUGGAUUUGAUCUCUCCGGAGACGCCAUGGGAACCCUGUUCCCCCACCACCUGGGUCAUUAUGUUGGACUUGACGUCCACGAUUGCCCCGGGUAUUCCCGCGGUUAUAACCUUAAAGCAGGUCAAUGCGUUACUGUGGAACCAGGUAUCUACGUCCCCGACAGUGACCGGUGGCCGGAGAAAUUCCGAGGCAUCGGAAUCCGCAUUGAGGACAGCGUCUGCGUUGGGGAUGAGAACCCAAUUGUCCUGACCAUGGAGGCGGUGAAAGAGGUCGACGAUAUCGAGGCCCUUCGAGACUAGGUGGGGUGUCGGAGACGGCUGGAAGAUGUAGAGAUACCCUUGCAUUAUGAUUGUACAAUAGGAAUCAGAUCUUGAAUAUGGAUAGACAGAAUAGCAGGUGAUUACGAG